Molecule: messenger RNA, 4771 nt
Organism: Empidonax traillii (willow flycatcher)
Lineage: Eukaryota; Metazoa; Chordata; Aves; Passeriformes; Tyrannidae
Gene: KDM2A
Product: lysine demethylase 2A
Exons: 22
Coding region: 80-3703 (1207 amino acids)
Biological process (GO): regulation of transcription by RNA polymerase II; protein demethylation
Molecular function (GO): histone demethylase activity; transcription coregulator activity; DNA binding
Source: RefSeq, a predicted model, not a curated record
GGCGGUGGCGGGGGGGCGGCUGUGCGUGCGGCGCGUGCGCGCGGCGGCGGUGUGUAUGUGAGGCUCUGACGGGUUCAAAAUGGCGGCGGCGGCUCCUGUAAGAGGACAAAGGCGCAGGAGAGACCUGGAGGAAGAGGACGAAGACAGCAGUCCUGGCGUGUCCUUCUCGCUCUCUUCAGAGGAGUCGGAGAUGGAGCCUGAGGAGGAGCGGAUCCGUUACAGCCAAAGACUGCGUGGCACCAUGAGGCGGCGCUACGAGGACGAUGGCAUCUCCGACGACGAAAUCGAAGGGAAGAGGACAUUUGACCUCGAGGAAAAGCUGUCCACCAACAAGUUCAACUCCACCUUCGUGGUCUUCAUGGAAGGCAAAGACUUCACAGUUGAGUACAUCCAGCGGGGUGGCCUGAGGGACCCUCUCAUCUUCAGGAGCUCGGACGGCCUGGGGAUAAAGAUGCCGGAUCCGGACUUCAGCGUGAACGAUGUGCGGCUGUGUGUCGGGAGCCGACGGAUGGUGGAUGUGAUGGACGUGAACACGCAGCGGGACAUCGAGAUGUCCAUGGCGCAGUGGGCGCGGUACUACGAAACGCCAGAGGAGGAGAGGGAGAAGCUCUACAAUGUCAUCAGCCUGGAGUUCAGCCACACCAAGCUGGAGAACCUGGUGCAGAGACCUGCCACGGUGGAUUUGAUUGACUGGGUUGAUAAUAUGUGGCCCAGACACCUGAAGGAGAGUCAGACAGAGUCUACAAAUGCUAUCCUGGAGAUGCAGUAUCCCAAGGUGCAGAAGUACUGUCUGAUGAGUGUCAAGGGCUGCUACACAGAUUUCCAUGUGGACUUUGGUGGCACUUCUGUGUGGUACCACAUCCACCGAGGGGGAAAGAUCUUCUGGCUGAUCCCUCCUACACCCCAGAACCUGGAGCUCUAUGAGAACUGGCUUCUCUCAGGGAAGCAGGGAGACAUUUUCCUUGGGGACAGAGUGUCGGAGUGCCAGCGCAUCGAGCUCAAGCAGGGCUACACCUUUGUCAUCCCCUCAGGUUGGAUCCAUGCUGUGUACACCCCCAUGGACACGCUGGUUUUUGGGGGCAACUUCUUACACAGCUUCAACAUCCCUAUGCAGCUUCGGAUCUACAGCAUUGAAGACCGCACGCGGGUCCCAAAUAAGUUUCGUUACCCCUUCUAUUACGAGAUGUGUUGGUACGUGCUGGAGCGUUACGUGUACUGCAUCACCAGCCGCUCACACCUCACCAAGGACUUCCAGAAGGAAUCGCUCAGUAUGGACAUGGAGCUGAGCUCCUCAGACUCAGUGAACAUGGAAGAGGAGGAGGAGGAGGACGAGGAGGAGGACGCAGCAGGGAAGGAGCCCAGGCGGCCGGUCACGAGGCGGUCCAUCCUCACCAGCCCCAUCGCCAACGGUGCCAAUGUGGACUAUGAUGAGCUGGGCAGGAGCUGCCGGAGCAGCCUGCCGGGCCUGAAGAAGACCCCGUCCAUAGACUCUUCCGACUCCAGCCGGGGCUCCCAGAACGGCCAGGCCUGGGAGCCCAGCGGGGGCAGCCCGCGCAAGAACAGGAAGGUGCACCUGACCCAGUUCGAGCUGGAGGGGCUGCGCUGCCUCGUGGACAAGCUGGAGUCGCUCCCUCUGCACAAGAAGUGUGUUCCCACCGGCAUCGAGGAUGAGGAUGCCCUCAUCGCUGACGUCAAGCUGCUGUUGGAAGAAUACGCAAACAGCGACCCAAAACUGGCACUUACAGGCGUCCCCAUCGUCCAGUGGCCCAAGAGAGAUAAGCUGAAGCUCCAGGCCCGGCUGCGGGUGCGCCUGCCCACCAUCCCCAUCACCAAGCCGCACACCAUGAAGCCGACCCCGCGCCCGACGCCCGUCAGGCCCACGGUGUCCCCCAUCGUGUCGGGCGCCAGGCGGCGGCGGGUGCGGUGCCGGAAAUGCAAGGCUUGCAUGCAGGGCGAGUGUGGCAUGUGCCACUACUGCAGGGACAUGAAGAAGUUCGGCGGGCCCGGCCGCAUGAAGCAGUCCUGCGUCCUCCGGCAGUGCUUAGCGCCCAGGCUGCCUCACUCGGUCACGUGUGCACUUUGUGGUGAGGUGGAUCAGAACGAGGACUCACAGGACUUUGAGAAGAAGCUCAUGGAGUGCUGUAUCUGCAAUGAGAUCGUUCACCCUGGCUGUCUGCAGAUGGAUGGGGAGGGGCUGCUCAACGAUGAGCUUCCCAACUGCUGGGAGUGCCCCAAAUGCUACCAGGGUGAUGACACAGAGAAGGGCCAGAAGCGGAAGGUGGAGGAGAGCGACGACGACACGGCACAAGCCAAGGUGCUGCGGCCCCUGCGGAGCUGCGAGGAGCCCCUGACUCCCCCUCCCAACUCUCCCACCCCGAUGCUGCAGCUGAUCCACGACCCGGCGUCCCCGCGGGGCGUGGUGACGCGCUCGUCCCCCGGCGCCGGCCCCAGCGACCACCACAGCGCCAGCCGGGACGAGCGCUUCAAGCGGCGGCAGCUGCUGCGGCUGCAGGCCACGGAGAGAACCAUGGUGCGGGAGAAGGAGAACAACCCCAGCGGCAAGAAGGAGCUGUCGGAGGUGGAGAAGGCCAAGCUGCACGGCUCCUACCUCACCGUGACGCUCCAGCGCCCCACCAAAGACGUCCACGGCACCUCGAUCGUCCCCAAGCUCCAAGCCAUCACGGCCUCCUCCGCCAACCUGCAGCACUCGCCCCGCGUGGUCGUGCGCCACGCGCCCGCCAGGAUGCCCCUGCGGAGCGGGGGCGAGGAGGAGGCGGCCGGCGAGGAGGAGGACGAGGAAGAGGAGGAGGAGGACGAGAACGCGGAGGAGGGGGGGGCGGCCCGGCUGAACGGCCGCGGGGGCCGAGCGCAGGAGGACGAGGAGAGCUGCAUGCAGAGGGAGGUCUGGAUGUCCGUCUUCCGCUACCUCACCCGCAGGGAGCUCUGCGAGUGCAUGCGGGUGUGCAAGACCUGGUACAAGUGGUGCUGUGACAAGAGAUUGUGGACAAAGAUAGACUUGAGCAGGUGCAAGUCCAUCACCCCCCAGGCGCUGAGCGGCAUCAUCAAAAGGCAGCCGGUCAGCCUCGACCUCAGCUGGACCAACAUCUCCAAAAAACAGCUUACGUGGCUCGUCAACAGGCUGCCAGGCCUGAAAGACCUCAUCCUAGCGGGCUGUUCCUGGUCUGCGGUCUGUGCUCUCAGUACCUCCAGCUGCCCCCUUCUCAGGACCCUCGAUCUUCGGUGGGCAGUAGGAAUCAAGGACCCUCAGAUCCGGGACUUACUCACGCCUCCAACAGACAAACCCAGUCAGGACAAUCGCAGCAAACUCCGCAACAUGAUCGACUUCCGGCUCGCCGGCCUGGACAUCACCGACGCCACGCUGCGCCUGAUCAUCCGCCAUAUGCCCCUGCUGUCCCGCCUCGACCUCAGCCACUGCAACCACCUCACGGACCAGUCGGCCAACCUCCUCACCGCCGUGGGCUCCUCCACACGCAACUCCCUCACCGAGCUCAACAUGGCAGGCUGCAAUAAGCUGACGGACCAGGCCUUGCUGUACCUGCGCCGCAUCUCCAACGUCACCCUAAUCGACCUGCGAGGUUGCAAACAGAUCACCCGCAAAGCCUGUGAGCACUUCAUCUCGGACCUGUCCAUCAACAGCCUCUACUGCCUGUCCGAUGAGAAGCUGAUCCAAAAAAUCAGCUAGAGACCCUCCCCGGGGCAGACUGAGGAGAAGGAAAAGAGCCCAUCCCACCCCUCUCGGAGAACCGCUCCACCUCCCCACCUUGCCCUCCGUGUCCUGCCGCUGCCUCCCACCUGACUUGGCAGGCAGGGCCGCUGCUCCACUGUCCUUCCUCCUCCUCCUUCCCCGGGACUUCUGCCGAGGAAGAUGUCCCGCCAGACUGGCCAGUACCAGAGGAAGAACGGGCACAUGGAAGGGAGCCUCAGGCCAGAGGCUGGCCGCUCCCGGGGUGGAGCUCGUAACAGAGGUCUCUGUGCAGAGAAAUGGGGCACCCUCUUCCCCCAGCUUUUCCCCUUCCUCCCCGUCGUCUCCUUGCCUUGAAACACUUGUCACUUCCCCGGUAGCACAAAGCUUAAGGGUCAAGGUCUCUCCAAGGAAGCGGGAGCAGAGGCAGAACAUCCCCUACCCCUCUGUGCCACCACCAGCUCGGUGCUUGCCCUGCCCUCUCAUGCCCUUUCUCUUGCCCUCCUCCGGCUGCAGGGACUGUGAUACAUCCCCCUCCUUCUCCCACCGCUCCCACACGCCCGGGCGGCUCUCUGGGGGCCGAGGGCAGGAGCCUGUGGCCGGGGUGUCACCAGGAGCAGGGGCUGGGAGAGCCCGGGGAGGCGAGGCUGGGGGAUAACUCACUUCCACUCUGGGACAGCAUCAGCCUUCCCCGAGCGCCGCCUGUCCAAGGGGAUGGAGCAGGGGAGAACCCACAGGUACACCAGAGCUCAGGGAGGACUCGGGAAGCAUCAGCCAGGGGUGAGGGAGCACGUGGGGGACAGGAGCUGCCUCCUCUUCCUCCCCAGCUCUCGGCACCGUGAAGCACUCUGGGGCCGGAGGGGUGAGGGCUUUUCCAUGGCCUGGGACCGAACUGGCACGGCCACCCCCCUGCAUUGUCUUCUCCUUCCCCCACCCCCUUUUCGCUGCCGAUUUUCCUUUGCAAUGAAUGGUUGGUCCAAAGAACCUCUCUCUAGGGCAGCAGAGAGCUUUUUGCACUUUAAAAAAAACAACAAAAAAACAACAAAAAAAAAACAAAACAAAACAAAA